CGCUAUCUGUGCGAUCGAGGACCAUCCACCAGUGAGCGCGAAGACUUGUUCGACUCCGGGAGGGGGAGCGCCAGGCCCGGCCCUUCUGCUUGGGCCCCGGAGCUUGCCGUCCCACCUCCGUCUGAGUCGACCUUUCCUUUCUACCCUCGACCCCCUUCUGUCUCCCCCCACCCUUCUCCGCAGAGGCCAUGGAGGACGAGGAGAGACAGAAGAAGCUGGAGGCCGGCAAAGCGAAGCUUGCCCAGUUUCGACAAAGGAAAGCUCAAUCUGAUGGGCAGAAUCCUUCCAAGAAACAGAAAAAAAAGAGGAAAACCUCAAGCAGUAAACAGGAUGUGUCAGCCUAUCAUGCCAUGAAUAUUGAUCAAUCACAGACCGAUGAGAUGUACAUAAAUAGUUCUCAGAGAGUAGGAUCAGCUGUGACUCCUGAAUCCACAGUAAUGAGAACUUUACACAGUGGAGAAAUAGUCAAGCGUGACCAGGUCUUCUCUGUUGAACCGGAAAGCGAAAUUUCAACCACAGCAGAUGACUAUAGUUCAGAGGUAAAUGGUUGCAGUUUUGUGGUGAGAACAGAAAAACCUACAAAUUUAUUAAGGGAAGAAUUUGGAGUUGAUGAUUCAUAUUCUGAACAUGGAGCACAAUACAGUGAGACUCAUCUAGAAAUGAUGGAAAAUGAAUUAGCUGGGAAACAGCAUGAGAUUGAAGAGCUAAACAGAGAACUAGAAGAAAUGAGGGCCGCCUAUGGGACUGAAGGACUGCAGCAGUUACAAGAAUUUGAAGCUGCCAUUAAACAAAGAGAUGGCAUCAUAACCCAGCUCACUGCUAAUUUGCAGCAAGCAAGAAAAGAAAAGGAUGAGACAAUGAGAGAAUUUUUAGAGUUGACAGAACAAAGUCAAAAAUUACAGAUUCAAUUCCAGCAUUUACAGGCUAGUGAAACUCUGAGAAACAGCACUCAUAGUAGCACAGCUGCAGAUUUACUACAAGCAAAACAGCAGAUCCUCAGUCAUCAGCAACAGCUGGAAGAACAAGACCACCUAUUAGAAGAUUAUCAAAAAAAGAAAGAAGACUUCAAAAUGCAAAUUAGUUUCUUACAAGAGAAAAUUAGAGCAUAUGAAAUGGAACAAAGUAAAAAAGUAGAAAACUCAAAUAAAGAAGAAAUACAGGAAAAGGAGGCAAUCAUUGAAGAAUUAAAUACAAAAAUAGUAGAAGAAGAAAAAAAAACUCUUGAGCUAAAGGAUAAAGCAACAGCUGCUGAUAAACUACUAGAAGAAUUGCAAGAACAGGUUGUACAAAAGAACCAAGAGAUAAAAAACAUGAAAUUAGAGCUGACUAAUUCUAAACAAAAAGAAAGACAGUGUUCUGAGGAAAUAAAACAGUUAAUGGGGACGGUUGAAGAACUUCAAAAGAGAAAUCAUAAAGAUAGCCAAUUUGAAAAUGAUAUUGUACAGAAAAUGGAACAAGAAACACGAAGAAAGUUAGAACAACUCCGGGCGGAGCUGGAUGAAAUGUAUGGGCAGCAGAUAGUGCAGAUGAAACAAGAGUUAAUAAAACAACACAUGUCACAGCUAGAGGAACUUAAAACACAACAUAAGGGAGAAGUGGAGAAUGCUUUAAGAUCGUAUCCAAAUAUUAAUGAAGAUCAAAUAAAGUUAAUGAAUGUGGCAAUAAAUGAACUGAAUAUAAAAUUGCAAGAUACUAACUCUCAAAAGGAAAAACUCAAAGAAGAACUGGGAGUGAUUUCAGGAGAAAAAUCUGCUCUACAGAAACAGCUUAAAGACCUUUUAGAAGAAUUAAGCUUUUCAAGGGACCAGAUUCAGAGAGCUAGGCAGACAAUAGCUGAACAAGAAAGUAAACUCAGUGAAGCCUAUAAGUCUCUUAGUACAGUGGAAGACUUGAAAGCUGAGAUUGUUUCUGCAUCUGAAUCUAGGAAGGAACUAGAAUUAAAACAUGAAGCAGAAGUCACAAAUUACAAGAUAAAACUUGAAAUGUUAGAAAAAGAAAAGAAUGCUGUGUUAGACAGAAUGGCUGAAUCCCAAGAAGCUGAGUUAGAGAGGCUGAGAACACAGCUGCUGUUUAGUCAUGAAGAAGAACUUUCCAAACUGAAGGAAGAUUUAGAAAUUGAACAUCGAAUAAAUAUUGAAAAACUUAAGGACAAUUUAGGCAUUCACUAUAAACAGCAGAUAGAUGGGUUACAAAAUGAAAUGAGUCAGAAGAUAGAAACCAUGCAAUUUGAAAAAGACAAUUUGAUAACUAAGCAAAAUCAAUUAAUUUUGGAAAUUUCAAAGCUAAAAGAUUUACAGCAAUCCCUUAUGAAUUCAAAAUCAGAAGAAAUGACUCUUCAGAUCAAUGAACUUCAAAAAGAAAUUGAAAUACUCAGACAAGAAGAAAAGGAAAAAGGUACCCUUGAACAAGAAGUUCAAGAAUUACAACUUAAAACUGAAUUAUUGCAGAAACAAAUGAAAGAAAAAGAGGAUGACCUUCAAGAAAAAUUUACACAGCUUGAAGCAGAGAAUAGCAUUCUUAAAGAUGAAAAGAAAGCCCUUGAAGACAUGUUAAAAAUAUAUACUCCUGUUAACCAAGAAGAAAGAUUCAUUUUCUUGGACUCUAGUAAUUCCAAAUCUAAAGAUGGUAGCUGGCAAAAAGAAAUAGAUAUGCUCACAGAGGAAAAUGAGAACCUCAAAGCACAAUGUAUUCAGCUAAAGGAAGAGAUUGUAAAACAAAGGAACACUUUUUCAUUUGCUGAAAAAAACUUUGAAGUUAACUAUCAAGAGUUACAGGAGGAGUAUGCUUGCCUUCUCAAGGUAAAAACUGAUUUAGAAGACAGUAAAAACCAACAAGAAGUAGAAUAUAAAAGUAAGCUUAAAGCACUUAAUGAAGAACUUCAUCAUUUGCAGAGAAUAAAUCCAUCUGUAGUAAAAAUGAAAACUUCAGUGUUUGAUGAUGAUAAAACUUUUAUACCAGAAAUGUUGGAAAUUGGUGAGGUGGUUGAGAAAGAUACCACGGAACUUAUGGAAAAACUUGAGGUAACCAAGCGAGAAAAAUUAGAACUGUCAGAGAGAUUGUCUGAUCUUUCUGAACAAUUAAAACAGAAACAUGGUGAGAUUAGUGUUCUAAGUGAAGAAGUUGAAUCUUUAAAGCAAGAGAAAGAGCAAGUUUUAUUGAGAUGUAGAGAGCUAGAAAUCAUAAUUAAUCAUAAUAGAACAGAAAAUGUAAAUGUGUUUGAUGUUCAGUCACGCUCAUUUAAAGACAGAGUUGUGACUGUGACAAGCAGGGAUUCUGAAGAGUCACUUUCUAAAAUAAAUAAAGGCUUUGUUGAAGAAUCGAGAGUAAUGAAGGAAGAUAAAAUUCCUUUUGAAAAUAUGACAAUUGGGGAAGAAAGCAAACAAGAACAGUUACUUUUGGAUCACUUGCCAUCAGUGACAAAUGAAUCAAUGCUUGAGGCAACUGAACCUGGUGAAAAUGAUAAACUUCAGCAGGAACUCAGUGUACUUAAAUCAGAACAGAACGAUUUAAGGCUACAGAUGGAAGCCCAACGCAUAUGCCUGUCUCUGGUUUACUCAACUCAUGUGGAUCAGGUUCGUGAAUAUAUGGAAAAUGAAAAAGAUAAAGCUCUUAGCAGUCUUAAAGAGGAACUUAUUUCUGCUCAAGAGGAAAUGAUCAAGGAACUUCAGAAAAUACACCAGUUAGAGCUACAGAAUAUAAAAACACAAGAAACAGAUGUCAAUCAUAAAAACAAGUUAUCUUCUCUCCAAGAUAUCAAAAAAAUUAAACAACUUGAAGAACAAGUUCAAGAAUUAGAAAACCUCACAUCCUCUUUGCAACAACGAUUGAAAGAAACUGAAGAAAACUAUGGAGCAGAGAUCCAUUCUUUGCAGGAGAGGCUUCAUGCUGUUAGUGAGUCCUCUCUUCAGCCAAGCUUCUCUGUUGAUUCAAUGGUAAUUGCUGAAUCUGAUGUACAGAAAACAAUUUACCCUGGAAGUUGUCUUCAACAGAAUAUUGAUGGUACCGUAGAGUUUUCUGGUGAGUUUGGACUAAGACAGGAAACAAAUAUGACUAAGUUGAUGGAAAAACAGUACCAAGAACGAUUAGAAGAAGAAGUAGCUAAGGUCAUUGUGUCAAUGAGUAUAGCAUUUGCUCAACAAACUGAAUUGUCUAGGAUAUCUGGGGAAAAAGGAGAUACCACACCAUCAAAACAACCACAUGUUCUCUGUCAGCAAGAAGAACAUUUUUUAAAUGAAGUGAAAUUAUCACAGGAUGAAGUUUCUUUUCAGACUUUUGAAACAAAAGACAUGAAGUUUAAAGAAGAAUUUAAACCACUUAGUAAAGAGUUAGGAGAAGAUGGAAAGCAAGUUCUAUUAUCAAAUAAUGAUAAUCUUGAUGAAAUCCUAGAAUCAAAGGAUCAUGAACUGACUAUUUCAGAAGAAAUGUUCUCCAGAGAUAAAACAUUUGUAUUUGGAGAAUCUAUCCAUGAUGAGGUUUUGGUGUCCAGCAUGGAUGCUUCUAGGCAGCUAAUGUUAAAUGAAGAACAGUUGGAAGAUAUGAGGCAGGAACUUGUAAGGCAAUACCAAGAACAUCAACAGGCAACAGAGCUAUUAAGGCAGGCACACAUGCGCCAGAUGGAGAGACAGCGAGAAGACCAGGAACAACUACAAGAAGAGAUUAAGAGACUUAAUAGGCAAUUAGCCCAGAGAUCCUCAAUAGAUAAUGAAAACCUGGUUUCAGAGAGAGAGAGGGUGCUUUUAGAGGAGCUGGAAGCGCUAAAGCAGCUGUCUUUAGCUGGAAGAGAGAAGCUGUGUUGUGAGCUGCGCAGCAGCAGUACGCAAACACAGAGUGAAAAUGAAAACGAAGGGGAAGUUGAGGAACAGCCGUUUAAAGAAAAGGAAUUGGACAGAAAACUGGAAGAUGCACCUCCUGAUAUUCUGUCCAGUGAAAGGUAUGCACUACAGAAAGCUAAUAACAGACUUCUGAAGACCCUCUUAGAAGUGGUAAAGACAACAGCAGCUGUUGAAGAAACUAUUGGUCGCCAUGUCCUUGGGAUUCUGGAUAGAUCUAGUAAGGGCCAGUCAUCUGCCAGCCUCAUUUGGAGGUCAGAGGCAGAAGCACCUAUAAAGUCAUGCAUCCAUGAGGAACACAGAGGAGUUACAGAUGAAUCUGUACCCUCUUAUUCUGGAAGUGAUAUGCCAAGAGAUGACAGUAGCAUGUGGUCAAAAGUAACUGAGGAAGGAACAGAGUUGUCACAGCGGCUCGUGAGGAGUGGUUUAACUGGAACUGAAACAGACCCUGAAAACGAAGAACUUAUGCUGAACAUUAGUUCUCGGCUACAAGCAGCAGUUGAAAAACUUUUGGAAGCCAUUAGUGAAACUAGUAGUCAGCUCGAACAUGCAAAAGUUACACAGACAGAGUUGAUGCGUGAGUCGUUUAGACAGAAACAAGAAGUGACAGAGUCCCUCAGGUGCCAAGAAGAAUUGCGAGAGCGCCUUCACGAGGAGUCUAGGGCCAGGGAACAGCUGGCUGUGGAGCUCAGUAAGGCUGAGGGUGUCAUUGAUGGCUAUGCAGAUGAAAGAACGUUUUUUGAAAGGCAAAUUCAGGAAAAAUCUGAUAUAAUAGAUCGUCUUGAGCAGGAGUUGUUAUGUGAAGGUAAUAGAUUACAAGAAUUGGAAGCAGAGAGACAGCAAAUCCAAGAAGAAAGAGAAUUACUGUCCAGACAGAAGGAGGCUAUGAAAGCAGAGGCAGGCCCUGUUGAACAACAAUUACUACAGGAAACAGAAAAGCUAAUGAAGGAAAAACUAGAAGUACAGUGUCAAGCUGAAAAAGUACGUGAUGACCUUCAAAAACAAGUGAAAGCACUAGAAAUAGAUGUCGAGGAACAAGUCAGUAGGUUUAUAGAGCUGGAACAAGAAAAAAAUGCUGAGUUAAUGGACUUAAGACAGCAAAACCAAGCACUGGAAAAACAGUUAGAAAAAAUGAGAAAAUUUUUAGAUGAGCAAGCCAUUGAUCGAGAACAUGAGAGAGAUGUAUUCCAACAGGAAAUACAGAAACUAGAACAGCAGCUUAAGGUUGUACCUCGGUUCCAGCCUAUCAGUGAACACCAAACUAAAGAGGUUGAACAGUUAACAAAUCAUCUGAAAGAAAAAACAGACAAGUGCAGUGAGCUUUUGCUGUCCAAAGAGCAGCUUCAGAGGGAUAUACAAGAACGAAAUGAAGAAAUUGAGAAACUGGAGUUCAGAGUAAGGGAACUGGAGCAAGCCUUACUCAUUAGUGCAGACACUUUUCAAAAGGUAGAGGAUCGAAAACAGUUUGGAACUGUAGAAGCUAAAGCAGAAUUGUCCCUAGAAGUACAAUUGCAAGCUGAGCGAGAUGCCAUAGACAGAAAGGAAAAAGAGAUCACAAACUUAGAAGAACAACUAGAGCAGUUUAGAGAAGAACUGGAAAAUAAGAAUGAAGAAGUUCAGCAACUGCAUAUGCAAUUAGAAAUACAGAAAAAGGAAUCUACUACCCGCUUAGAAGAACUUGAACAAGAAAACAAAUUAUUUAAGGAUGAAAUGGAGAAACUGGGAUUUGCCAUAAAAGAAUCUGAUGCUAUCUCUACUCAGGACCAACAUCUUCUGUUUGGGAAAUUUGCUCAAAUAAUACAGGAAAAAGAGAUAGAAACUGACCGAUUAAAUGAGCAAAUUACAAAACUUCAGCAGCAACUUAAAAUUACAACAGAUAAUAAGGUUAUUGAAGAAAAAAAUGAACUGAUAAGGAAUCUUGAAACCCAAAUAGAAUGCUUGAUGAGUGAUCAAGAACGUGUGAAGAAAAAUAGGGAAGAAGAAAUAGAACAGCUCAAUGAAGUGAUUGAAAAACUUCAACAAGAGUUGGCAAAUAUUGAACAGAAGACAUCAGUAGAUGCUAUUUCCCUCCCAGAAGAAGCAGAUAGUUUAAAACAUCAGUUGGAUAUGGUAGUAGCUGAAAAACUGGCUUUGGAAAAACAUUUAGAAACCACUAAUGAAGAAAUGACCUUCACAAAAAAUGUACUUGAAGAAACCAAUUUUAAAAUGAAUCAGCUAACACAAGAAUUGUGUAGCUUAAAGGAAGAAUGUGAAAACAUGAGAAAAAUCCAAAGUGUACCAGAGAAAAAUAUUAACAUGUCCGUAGAUGAUCCAAGCAAAGACAAAACUGAACUAGACAUAGUCCUUACCAAGGAUUCUGUUAAACCCCUAGAAAAUCAGACUUACCUCAAAUCUUUUGAAGAAAACAGCAGAGUUUCCAUAAGCAGUUUGGAGACAAAGCUGUUCCAACUUGAGAGCACUGUUAGUGCAAAGGAGUUAGAACUUGUCCAGUGUUAUAAACAAAUAAAAGACAUGCGAGAGCAAGGCCUGUCUGAAACAGAAAUGCUUAAAAAGAAGAUUGUAAACCUACAGAAAAUGCUUGAAGAAAAAAUUGCUGCUGCUCUUGUGAGUCAAGUCCAACUUAAGGCAGUUCAGGAAUAUGCUAAAUUCUGUCAAGAUAUACCAGCAGUUUCAUCAAAACCUGAAGGAACAAAUACACAGAAUUUAAAUGAACUAAGAGAAAAAGAGAUGGAAUCAAAUAUAUCUGCAUUAACCUUGAGAAUAUCAGAAUUAGAAAGUCAGGUGGUUGAAAUGCGUUCUAGUUUGACUUUGGAAAAAAAACAAGUACAGAUUGCAGAGAAUAAUGCUUUGGAGAAAGAAAAGAAGCUGCUAGAACUACAGAAGCUGUUGGCAGACAAUGAAAAAAAACAGGAAGGAAAUGAAAGGAAAAGAACCCCUCAAGAUUUGGAAGUCCUUGAGACAACUACUGAACUGUUCCACACCAAUGAAGAAAAUAUAUUUUUUGGAGAACUAGAGACUCUUCGAGCUGAGUCAGCAGCUACCAAAGAAGAACUUGCCAGUUAUAAAGAGAUCGCAGAAAAGCUUCAAGAAGAACUUUUGGUAAAAGAAACAAAUAUAGCAUUUCUUCAGAAAGACUUAAGUCAAGUUGAGGAUCAACUUGCAGAAGCAAAAGAGAAAUUAUCGUACUUCUUAGAAAAAGAAGAUAAGAUGGAGGAACAAGAAAACAGAAAGGUCUGCAGCUUAGAGCCACUUCCUAUUAAAGUCGGUAAAAACUCUGCAUCCCAGACAGACGGGACACUCGAGGUCAAUAGCAGCAAUCAGACCCCACAAGUUCUUGUUAGAAACACAGGGAUCCAAAUUGAUUUACAGAGUGAAUGUUCAUCCGAAGAAGUCGCUGAAAUAAUCAGUCAGUUUACUGAAAAAAUUGAACAGAUGCAAGAAUUACAUGCUGCUGAAAUUUUGGAUAUGGAAUCCAGACAUAUUUCAGAAACUGAAACCUUAAAAAGGGAGCAUUACGUUGCUGUUCAGUUACUGACAGAGGAAUGCAGUUCCUUGAAGGCAGUGAUACAGUGUUUGAGAACUAAAGAGGGAUCCUCAAUUCCUGAAUUAACGCAUUCUGACUCUUACCAAAAUAGAGAGAUAUGUUCCAGUGAUUCUGGAUCAGACUGGGGUCAGGGAAUUUAUCUUACACAAAGUCAGGGAUUUGACGCAACAUCAGAAGGCCAAGAAGAAGGUGAAAGUUCAACAGAUUCAUUUCCAAAGAAAAUAAAGGGAUUACUGAGAGCUGUUCAUAAUGAGGGUAUGCAGGUACUCUCUCUCACCGAGUCUCCCUAUAGUGAUGGAGAGGACCAUUCUGCUCAGCAAAUUUCCGAAUCUUGGCUAGAAGAGAGAAGAGCUUACCUCAGUACAAUCUCAUCUCUUAAGGAUUUAAUUACCAAAAUGCAGGUGCAGAGAGAAACCGAGGCUUAUGAUGGUUCUCAGUCUCAUGAAUGCUUCUCAGACUGGCGAGGUGAACUUCUGAUUGCCCUUCAGCAAGUUUUCUUAAAGGAGCGCAGUGUCUUACUAGCUGCAUUUCAGACUGAGCUGACGGUUCUAGGCACUAGAGAUGCAGCUGGGUUAUUAAACUGUUUGGAACAGAGAGUACAAGAACAGGGUCUGGAAUAUCAAGCAGCUAUGGAAUGCCUGCAGAAAGCAGACAGAAGGAGUUUGUUAUCUGAAAUUCAAGCACUGCAUGCUCAGAUGAAUGAUAGGAAAAUGAAUCUGAAAAGAGAACAAGAAAAUGAUCCAUCAAGCCAAGAACUUCUGGAAUAUAAUAUGCAGCAGAAGCAGUCUCAAAUGCUAGAGAUGCAAGUGGAACUUAGCAGUGUGAGAGACAGAGCAACAGAACUGCAGGAACAGCUGAGCUCGGAGAAGAUGGUGGUUGCCGAACUGCAGAGUGAACUUGCACAAACUAAACUGGCGCUGGAAACAACCCUCAAGGUGCAGCAUAAGCACCUAAAGGAAUUAGAAGCGUUCAGGUUGGAAGUUAAAGAAAAAACAGAUGAAGUACAUUUGCUUAAUGAUACAUUAGCAAGUGAACAGAAAAAAUCAAGAGAGCUCCAGUGGGCUCUGGAGAAAGAGAAAGCCAAAUUGGAACGUAAUGAAGAACGGGAUAAAGAAGAACUUGAGGAUCUAAAAUUUUCACUUGAGGGUCAGAAACAAAAGAAUAUUCAGCUAAGUCUACUUUUGGAACAACAGAAACAACUGGUAAAUGAGUCACAGCAGAAAAUAGAAUCGCAAAGAGUGAUAUACGACACCCAGUUAUCAGAAGAACAAAGUCGAAACUUAGAGCUUCAGGUACUUCUUGAGUCGGAGAAAGUUCGAAUUGAGGAAAUGAGAAGUACCUUGGAUAGGGAAAGGGAACUGCAUGCACAGCUACAGAGCAACGAUGAUGAUGGACAGCCUCGGCCAUCCCUACCCUCUGAGGACCUACUCAAAGAGCUACAAAAACAGCUAGAGGAGAAACACAGUCGCAUAGUUGAAUUGUUAAACGAGACUGAGAAAUAUAAACUGGAUUCUUUGCAAACAAGACAGCAAAUGGAAAAGGAUAGGCAGGUUCACAGGAAGACUUUGCAGACAGAACAAGAGGCCAACACUGAGGGACAGAAAAAAAUGCAUGAGCUCCAGUCUAAAGUGGAAGAUCUUCAGCGGCAGCUGGAAGAGAAAAGGCAGCAAGUUUAUAAGUUAGACCUCGAAGGAAAGCGACUUCAAGGAAUUAUGCAGGAAUUCCAGAAGCAAGCGCUAGAACGAGAAGAAAAACGAGAAAGUAGAAGAAUUUUAUAUCAUAAUCUUAAUGAGCCAACCACAUGGAGUUUAACCAAUGAUCGAACUAGAAAUUGGGUUCUUCAGCAGAAAAUAGAAGGAGAGACAAAGGCAUCAGGCUAUCCUAAACUGAUGGAAAUGAAUGGAGGAGGAAUUGGCUGUAAUCAUGAAUUAGAAAUGAUCAGACAAAAGCUUCAACGUAUGGCUUCAAAACUACAGCAUCUAGCUCAGAAAGCUUCUAACAGACUACAGUUUGAAACAGCAGAUAAUGAAGAUUUCAUUUGGGUUCAAGGAAAUAUUGAUGAAAUUAUUUUACAACUACAAAAACUAAUUGGCCAGCCAGUCGAAGAGCCUAGCUUAGUUUCCCCAAAUACUACUACCUGUGGCUCAUUGACUGAAAGACUACUGAGACAAAAUGCUGAGCUGACAGGACAUAUCAGCCAACUGACUGAAGAAAAGAAUGAUUUAAGGAACAUGAUUAUGAAGCUAGAAGAGCAGAUCAAGUGGUAUCGACAGACAGGAGCUGGUAGAGAUUAUUCUUCUAGGUUUUCAUUCAGUGGUGGUGCCAACAUUGAUAGCAUUAUUGCUUCCGAAAAAGAAAUCUGGAACAGAGAAAAGUUGGCUCUCCAAAAAUCCUUAAAAAGGGCAGAAGCUGAAGUGUACAAACUGAAGGCUGAACUGAGAAAUGAAGCUUUACUUCAAAAUCUGAGCCCUGAUUCUGAGCAUGCCACUUUGAAGAGAAUUUAUGGUAAAUACCUGAGGGCAGAAAGUUUCCGGAAAGCUCUAAUUUAUCAGAAGAAAUACCUGCUGCUGUUACUGGGUGGGUUCCAAGAAUGUGAAGACGCCACCCUGACCCUGCUUGCCCGGAUGGGAGGGCAGCCGGCCUUCACCGAUCUAGAGGUGGUGACCAACCGUCCAAAGGGCUUCACCAGGUUCCGGUCUGCUGUCAGAGUGUCCAUUGCAAUUUCAAGAAUGAAAUUUUUGGUUCGACGAUGGCAUCGAGUCACAGGUUCUGGCUCCAUCAACAUUAAUAGGGAUGGCUUUGGACUGAAUCCAGGUACAUUUUGGAUUACUUUAGGUGCUGCAAAGACUGAUCCAUUUUAUCAUUCUUCUGGUGGGCUGGAGCUAUAUGGAGAACCAAGACACACUACAUAUCGUGCAAGAUCAGAUCUGGACUAUCCUAGGUCUCCUUUACCAUUUCAAAAUAGGUACCCAGGCCUUCCAGCUGAUUUAAAUCCUGGUUCCCUAGCAUGUUCUCAGCUUCAGAAUUAUGAUCCUGACAGAGCCCUGACAGAUUAUAUCACUCGGCUAGAGGCACUGCAGAGGCGACUGGGAACUGUACAGUCAGGUUCAACUACUCAGUUUCAUGCUGGCAUGAGAAGAUAAUCCUUUGAAAACAUCAUCAAUCAAAGUGAUUUUAAACAAAUUCCCUUUUGUAAAUCAAUGGUUCUUUUGUGCUUUUGUAUUGUGAAUAUUCAGUGGGACCAAUAGGAACACAGCUUAUGAUUGUAUGCAAAUCCCUUGCCAGCACAUGAAAACAAACUGGAAUUUGUAUAUAUAAGCAUUGUGUAUGUAUUCAUGCACAGUAAUCAUUAAAUUACCUGUAUAUUUGUGGAAUGCUAAUUUAAAUGAUUAAGUUAUAAAACCUGUGUAUUUAUCAAAUGGGUGAAAAGAUUAAACUUUUGCGCAUUAUGAUACUGCUGAAUGUGUAGCUUGAGGUGUCCUGCACUUUUCUUAAAAGGCUACUGAAGUUACAUGUUUCUGCCUAAUAUAUUUGCUACUGGUGAUGCAGACAGAAAAUAUCACUUGUAGAGACCUAUUUUUGUAUAAUGGUAGAAGUUUUGAAUUUUGGGGGGUAUUUUGUCAAGUACUGAAAUAAAAAUUACUUCACCAUUUUAAUCACUGUACAUUUGAACCUUCAUUUUCAACUGAGCCAUAAUUCUUGGUGUAUAUCCUCUAAUUGCGUGUCUCAAAUACAUGAGACUUAUGGAUUCAGAAAGAAAGUUGUCCUGAUCUUACAAUUAAGUUACCAUUGAGGUUUUUCUCCUCCCUUUAUUGGGCAAGAAAGUUUUCCAUGUUCCUUUAUGUCAACCUUACAUCUGCCGAUAAUUUUUAUAAAGCUGUAUUAGUACUUUCAUGAUUACCAUAUGUUUACAUAUUCCCUCGCCAGCCGGACCCUUGCCCCACAAGCCACCCUCACAAGCACCACCAUGGCAAUCCCCUUCCACAUGUUGCUGUAAAAAACAAAAAUUAGCAUAUCAUGCUUACGAAAAUACCUUGGGGGAUGGGGAAGGCCAUGGCCAGCAAAUACAGAAGGCACACAUUGUCUAAAAAUAUGGUAAUACAUAUUUGCUCUAUUAUUAGUGUUACUUGUGUUUCUCAUGUCCAAAGAUGUGUCUUUACUAAGCCACAGCCCACUGAAAUGUAGAAAUCAUUUAAUGUAAAGAAUCUUAAAUUUUCUUUUUUUUAGACAUUAUUUUAAACCUUCCUUCUGCCUCAAUGACUUAUUUUGUCUACUAGAGGCAUAAAAAAGGGGGAGGGGGCUUCAACUCUUCUCGUAACUUUUUGCCACUUUCCGGUCAUGCUGUAUACAAUCUGUGAAAUGAUAAAAUUCUAGGUGAUCAAAAGGAGACUAGCUGAACUAUAAGGUAAAUAAAUAAUCAGUCAUUAAAUAAUUAAGAGUUUGGUAGCUAUAUGCUGACGUAAGUAUUCUUUUUGUUUGUUUUAUUGUGCUUUAA
This is a messenger RNA of Trichechus manatus latirostris (Florida manatee), 12868 nucleotides long. RefSeq names its product A-kinase anchoring protein 9 (gene AKAP9). Gene Ontology annotation, molecular function: molecular adaptor activity; potassium channel regulator activity; protein kinase A regulatory subunit binding. The transcript has 46 exons. Gene Ontology annotation, cellular component: centrosome; Golgi stack; synaptic membrane. The record is from RefSeq and is a predicted model, not a curated record. NCBI's taxonomy places the organism in Eukaryota, Metazoa, Chordata, Mammalia, Sirenia, Trichechidae. Gene Ontology annotation, biological process: regulation of ventricular cardiac muscle cell membrane repolarization; signal transduction; positive regulation of peptidyl-serine phosphorylation. Bases 189 to 11516 code for a protein of 3775 amino acids.